AAAUUUCCUUAUCAACCACCUGGUUUGAUUAUUGAGACUUUUCCUAUCAUUAUAUGUUAAUGGCGCACCAAUUUAGUUUCACUUAAACGUGCGGCAUAUGCUUGAUUUUUUUUUUUUUUUUCUGUAGGUUUGUUACAUUUGCUUACUCGUAGAUCAAUAACACGAGGAUUGUUUCUUGUGUACUUGAUCUUAGUAGAUGUUAAGCAUGGGUUUCAGCGACGUUCAUUGCCGUAUUAAAUUGUUAACAACAAAGCGCUGCUUCUUCAGGGAUUAUCUAGCAGUUAGUCAGUCUGUGUAUUUCAGUACCAGUUUUAUGUAAUAUCCAUGGCAAGUCAUAUCAAGUAAGUCAAUAUUUUCGAUUUGAAAACAUCUUUAAACUUUCCGCUGUAAUAGCUCUAUUUCCCUUGGCUUGGUUUCUUUCCAGGCAAAUUAAGUUAACGAUUCAAGCUUCCUUAAUGUUUCAGGUACAGUCACGUGACGGCCACCGUGUUUGUGAUUGAUAGCUUUUUUUUUUUUUUUUUUUUUUUUUUUCUCAAUAACUCAUGGUGUUUUGCCAUCACAAGCUGUGAACCUAAACUGUGGUUAUAAGUGUAGUUGUUUAGCAUUAGAUGUCCAAGGAAAGUGGUCCCUCGAUCAGUCUCCUUAUCUUUCUGACUGAUACUGUCGUAGCAUCGUGCUUAGUAUCGCCUAUGCCAUUAUAUUGUACUUAAUUAUAAUUGUCAUCAUGUAGGUAGAUGCUCCAUAGUGUGUUUCUGUUGGUGCACCAACAUAAGCAAGGCUGUGGCCAGCAUGCUUGUUAAAAAAGGAGGCCAUGCCCACCUACCUAUGGACAUGCGUAGUUGUCUACAGAGAGAUGACUGUUGUCCUCUGCCCUGGUCGGUGUGUUAGAUGUGUUGGCUUGUUUAAUUUAAUUUUUUGGCUUUACAUAUACGUAGGUAGUCGUAUCGUUUUUUCAUUGUUUAUCCAGUUUUUUUUUUUUUCUAGAAUUUUAUCGGAAAUAUUGAUUCCCAACAAUUUUAUCGGAAAUAUAUUAAUUCCCAACAAAACAAUGGUAAAACGACAACGGGUAUUAUUUUAAGUUCAAGUUUAAGAACCCAACUUAAAAGAGUAGGUUAACUAGCAAGGAUCGAGCAGGAUCUGAAGUUCCGAACCACGGAGCGAGUGGAGCUACGUGGCCCAGACACACACGUGGGCUGGUUUCUCAGCAGCACAUAAGGAGACCACUUCAAUUCAUCCACCAACAGCUCCCGCUUACUACUUCAUGUGGACUUUCCAGCUAAGUACUCUGAGAAGGAUCAGGCCUGUGUACUGUUAGUUAUUUCAUAAAUAAGAAAGGACCCAGACCCAAUCCCAGUGGCACACUGCUCAUGACCUUUUUCUUUUCGGAUUUCUUCCAUUCACAAUCACACAUGGUUUCCUCUCACUCAAAAGAUGACUCAUUCCUGCCAAAUAGAAGUUCUCCAGUGAUAUUAUAAAUUCUGAUUCAUGCAAGUAACUUUCUGGGUAUCAAAAAGCUUUUUAUUAAAUCACAUCAAGCAUUGAUCUCUGGUAAAUACCCAUAUUAUUUUGCAAAUUAAGAUAACUGUAAUAUGCUUCAUAUACUUUCCAUUGCAAUAAAUUCCAUUACCUUGUUUAUAACACUGGUGAGACUAACGGGUCUGUAAUUCCAAGGGUCACUCUUGGCGUUUUUGUUAAUAUCACUGUUAUAGCGCUCUUCCAUUUCACAGGAACCUGUAUCUUCUCAGUGAGUUGUCAAGAAUAAUUAACAGUGGUUUUACCAGUUCCUUGGUUGCCUCUUUAGAUGAAAUCCAUCAAGUCCAGGGGAUUUGUUUCUCAUUAAAUUCAUGACCUUCAUUAUAUACCCCCUUGAGAAACAUAGUUAACAGUGAUGGGAUUUGUUUACUCUAACACUUUUCCUUAUGACUGUUUAUUGUCAUAAACAGUGUAGAGAAAAGACUCCUAGCCCUUUUGCUUUCCUGUCACAUGUCUUCUUGUUCUUGUCACCUCACACAUAGAGUUCUGUAAUUCCAGAUGCAGCCUAUGUCCUGAAGUGUAUGUUUCUAAAACAAGUGAUUACUGAAAAAAUGAGAAGUUAUGGAUUCUUUUUAUUUAAUGGAAUAUACAUAAACUAAAGACAGAUUUUAUUUUCUUUGGCUGUGGGAAAUUACCUUAGGAAACAGGUAAUGGCAAAAACAAAAAAUACAGGUAAAUUUAAAUGCAGUGGGUUGGGCUGUAACAGUGCAUAUGGCACUAACUGUGCUGCUAGUGCAGCUACCCUCAGUACUAUGUUUUAAAGAUUCUUGCCUCCUUUCAAUCAUGCUCUUGGUGUGGAUGUGGCUAAAGCCAGAAAAAGUACAGGCUAGAGUAAAAUCUGAGGUUCUAGUAGGAGGGACAAGCCACUUAGAGACAUAAUAUAGGAUAAAAGAAUAUAUGUGUGAAAGAGGUCUUACCGAAAAAGAGAGCUUUGACAAACAAGGAGGCUCUUCUAUGGCCACCUGUUUCAGUGAUGCCUGGAGAGGAAGGGUGACAGAGAGAAGUAGUUGGAAAAGUGAAUAAUCAAGGAGAAUUUGGAAUUUAAGUUACAUUUGUAUACAUCACACUUUAACUGAAAAUCUCAAUAACAGAGAAUCCCAGAACACACACAAGAAUAUAAGAAAAUAAGGGAAGCUGCAAGAAGCCAUCAGGCCUACAUGUGGCUGUUCCUGUAUGAGUUAUCUACCACUCUAUUUUGGGAACCAGUUCCUUCCUAUCUUUCUUAAACUUAAUCUCUUCAAGCUUGAAUCCAUUAUUUCUUGUUCUAUCCUGAUUAUUGACUUCGAAAAUUUUGCUUACAUCACCCUUGUUACAUCCCCUGUAUGACUUAAAGCCUUCUCUCAGAUCCCCUCUUAACCUAUGCCAAUCUAAGGAAUGUACAGGUUGCUACCCCCACCCCCACCCCCAUCCCCCCCAAAAAAAAAACAGGAAAUUUGGUAUGGUUUUUUAAUUGUUGGAAACAGAAAACAGUUGUUGUUAACAGAAACAUUGUUAAAAUAGCACAAAAACAAAUGUCAGAUGUGGUAUUCAAAAUGCUUUCCGUGGGCAGCUGCACAGUAAAAUACAUGGUAAAAUACAUGUGUAAAAUACAUAAUCUAAAUCUAAAAUUUCUUGUUUUUGUGUGGGUCACCCUGUAGAUUUAAAAGUUUCAGUCUCAUUUCAUAAGGAAUACCCCUCAUCUCCUGUAUCCUUUUAGUCAUUCACCUUGGUAGUGACCCUUCCUGUAAUAUGGGGACCAGAAAUGCACAACAUAAUCUGACCUGUGCCAAAUAUAACUUUAAUAUAACUUUGGGACUUCUUCUCUUAACACUCCCAAAAAUUAAUCCUAAUACCUGAUUUGCAUUAUUUCUGGUCUCUAUGCAUUGUUUUCAUAGAUAGAAAUACUCCUUACAGGUUUCUGGACUUAUCUUUAUCUUUUUCUUGGUAACUUGAAGUGAUAUCCAUAUAUAUUUAAUUGUAAUCCAUCAUCUGGAACUCUUCAAAUCCAGUAGUAGUAGUAGUAGUAGUAGUAGUUGUUUUUGUGAACUGAUGUCAGUGUAGUGUAACACUAUAUAUAUAUAUUGGAAUAGCAGAGGAUUGACACAAUGGGUUAUCCAUUAGUACAAGUUAAGUAUUUGUUUAUUUUUCUUAAAAUAUUCAAAAUUUAAAGAACACCAGAAUAGAGUAUAAACCAGGUUUGUGCUGUGGCCAUUCGCUUCGGGGAGGACCCUUGAGGGACUAGGCAUCAGAACUAAACAGCCAUACUCUGGGUUUAGCAAGUAAGUGAGGCCCAAACUGAAAGGUUUUAUUGUUUAUAAUUUACCAUGCACAAUAUUUAUUACCAUACGUUUGCAGGUUUAAUAAUGUCCCGAGAAACUGUAACCUUUGCACAGUCUGGGCCUACACCUGUUUGUGUGGAUGAGGGCACGCUUCCUUCACGUACAGGCUGCUACGUCAUUACUCUCACCUUCCCUCAGCCUACUCAGGUUGGAGAAAUCACCUUCAGGAACCACUACACCUGGGCUGUGGGUGUGCAUGUGCUACGAGCAACAUCAUCCACUUCUUCAUCAGGAGGUGUUGUAGGAGCUGGGCUGCUGGGUGGAGAGGCUGGGGGAGAUGCAGCCUGGGUGUGGAAAGAUCCAGCAGCAUGGCAGGUGGGUGUGAGGAACAAGGUCAUCAUGCCUCAUCCUCACACAGAGACUGCCAGCCAUGACUUUGUAUCUAUCACUUGUCUGGAGAGUCGCAUUGACUGGCAAGAUGUGAUUGGUAUGCGCCUGGUACUGCGCCAGCCAUCUCCGGUAUGGCGCACCUUCUUCAUUGAAGAGAUUACUGCUUACAGGGAACUUCCUCGUCUUCCCCCUUUCAGUGUCCCCAUUAUUACUCAGGAUGGACAAAGCUCAAGGAAUCAACAAGUGUCUAUAAUGGAACGUCUAGCACAGCAAACAAAAUGUGCCAUGCUCAUUCCAGAUGAUUCACUUGAGGGUGGACUCUCAAAUGGAGGCUAUGAUAUUGCAGCAUUACAGUACACCAGCUAGAUGAGUGGCAAAUAUUCUCCCACAAAAACUACUUUCUUGAUGUCUCGGUGGAUCAUUUACAAGUUACUGAAAGGUGACUUCCUUCAAGCAACUCAUUUGCAGGCAAAGAUUAGGAAAAAUGGACAAGGAAACUUUUCAUAGAAAAAAAAAGUUAGAUGGAAUGAUAACUAUGUAAAAUUAUACAGGAUAUUCACUGAUCUUUAUAAUAGUUCACUUCAGAAACUGAACAUUCUGAACAAAAUGUUCACUGCCAACACAUUAAUGUAUUAAUUAAAAUACAUUAAGAACUUUAGUAGACUAGAGAACAAGUCACUAAGUCAGAAAAGUCAUGAGUUUGGAGUAUUUUUAUUAAUUAUUUUUGCAGUAUACAAAGCACAUUCAGAAAUCAUUGCUUUGUUCAUUAAUAUUUCUGCAAGGAUUUAACACAAAUUUCUUAAGAUAUUAUUAAAUGUGAGAGUAUAAAUUAUUCAAAGAAGAAAAUGUUCUGUGCACAUAGUCACAGCAGACUGCUACUCUUUCAGCCAAAAUACAUACCAUCCUAAAUUAGGAGGGUAUUAAAUUUAGAUAGGCGAGUAGUAGUUAUGUUGGGUGUGUGUGACAUCUAUCCCCUGCAGCACGUGAUGGCAACCCUCAGUUUGGCUUCAGGCAGCUGAGGGAGUGAUGCACGACAUCAUAGUUCUGGUGUGGACUUGUCACCAACCCCAUGUUAGGCCUCCUUUUGUUUACUUUUAUUACAAAACAGGUAAAAUGAUAGCACUGCAUAAAGCAAACAUUGGUACAAACACAAUUGCUGAUGUUAGUGUUUGUGCCUGAACUGCAGGGUAGAGAAAUUCAUGGUGGUAGCCACUACCUGCCUGAACAUGCAGUUUGUGGCCAUGUUGCCAGGAAAAUAUCACCUAAAACCAUUCAUGUUAUCAAAAGGCAAUGCUAGACUCACUAACAGGAUUUUUUAAUGAUGUUAGGUGCAUGAUGAGACAGUGCUGUCAUUUAAGAUACUGUUUUUUCCUGUUUUGUAAUAAAAAUAAACGAGAGACCUAACAUGGGGGCAGUGACAAGUCCACACCAGAGCUGUGAUGAUGUGCAUCACUCCCUCAAAUGCCUGCAGCCAAAUUGAGGGUUGCCAUCAUGUGCUGCAGGGGACAUAGGAAAGAUUUCAUAUAUACAUACAGAACUACGCACCUAUCAGAAUUUGAUACCUACCUGAUUUAGGAUGGUAUUAUGUAUUUUGCCUGAUAGAGUACCACUUUGCUGUGACUAUGUGCACAGAACAUUUUCUACUUUGAAUAAUAUGUACCUUCAGCAGCAGUAUCUGCAGAACCUAGUGCACUUUCUCUCUCUCUCUCUCUCUCUCUCUCUCUCUCUCUCAGCCAUAGACCCAAAGUAUGUCCCCCACAGUAUGUUUACACACCACAGUCUCUCCAUCCUCUCUUGGUCACCCCUCCCCAUUCUCUCUCUCUCUCUCUCUCCUAUGCCAUCCUCAUGGUCUAGCAGAUUAGAAGUCACUAUCAGGAUUUUUCCUCCUUUGAAUGGAAAAACUGAACCAGGGCUACAAAGCAAGAUAUAAUAAUAUACAAUAAAUAAGCUUACCAAACAGGCCAGGAGAAACCCAGCUCCCAAAGUGAGCACUGUCAUGGAGAAGUCCUGAAUGUAGUAUCCAUACAACCAUCCUACUACCUGGAAAACAAAAAAAAAUUUUAAGAUUGUGGAUAAAUGAAAUCUUGAUAAAGAGUAUAAAGGCAGUAUCUCUGAGGAACCAAUAAUGCAUUAAAAAACCAAGUAGAACAGUAAAAAGGACUCUCUCUCUCUCUCUCUCUCUCUCUCUCUCUCUCUCUCUCUCUCUCUCUCUCUAUGUAAAUACACAUUUUCAAUCCCUAUUUCAUGUUUUCUUUGGUCCUAGUAUUCUGGCAGCCAAUCAGUAUUGCCUAAAAGUGUAUGUAUGAAUAUACAGGGUAGAACAGGAGUUUCUACAGAUAUUGCCAGGCAAUGAGGUGAAAGUACAGGUUAAUUUAAGUCAAAAAUGUUCUAUGCACAUAAGUAUUUUAAGGCACUGUUUAGCUAUGGUGUGAAUGAAAUUCAAAUGUGGCCUAGCAACAUACAACAGCUAGGCCAGGUGGGCAACCAUGGCAGAGAAACACCAUAUCCACACACACCACUCAUUUGCUACUAGCCUCGCUCCUUCCCACUUCGUGCCUGAGCAGACAAUGCAAGAUGCCACGCAACUUAUUAUUUUAUUUAUCAUUUAUUACAUCCAUAACCACUGUAAUGUUCAUCAGUAAAUCACCUCUGUUGCUAUCACUGGAAACCUCCAAAACUUGUAGAAAUCAUGACUAAACAAUUCACAAUUACACCAACGGACAUCAAGGUCUAAGCAUUCCACCAUAGUUAACUGCCUGGCCCAGCUGUUGUAUUUAUCACACUUGAAUUUCACACCAUGGUUAAACAUCGCCUCAAAAUGCCUAUGUGCAUAGAAAACUUUUGACUUAGAUUAACUUGUACUUUCACCAGUAGCAAUAUCCACAAAUUUGUGUUACACCCUGAAUUUGCAUUUCAGUAUUACUAUUUUACAACUCCCAUAAAAUCAAAAUAAAAUAGAAAUAAAAAAAAAAAUAAAAUAAAAUCAUAUUAAUUGUAAAGUCUGGUCACAAUAUUAUGCAAACAGGUUUUGCAAUACUACAUCAUCUGGUCUCGGCUGUGGAUUGUGAAAAAGGUGAAUAAAUCUUGGAUAUCUUCA
Scylla paramamosain (green mud crab) is the source of this 7278-nucleotide messenger RNA. Its product is annotated as nicolin-1-like. The transcript is spliced from 6 exons. The coding region runs from base 3837 to 4547 and encodes 236 amino acids. The record is from RefSeq and is a predicted model, not a curated record. Lineage: Eukaryota; Metazoa; Arthropoda; Malacostraca; Decapoda; Portunidae. Gene Ontology annotation, cellular component: nucleoplasm.